This is a messenger RNA of Phytophthora nicotianae INRA-310, 798 nucleotides long. RefSeq lists its product as hypothetical. Lineage: Eukaryota; Oomycota; Peronosporomycetes; Peronosporales; Peronosporaceae. The coding region runs from base 1 to 798 and encodes 265 amino acids. Gene Ontology annotation, molecular function: serine-type endopeptidase activity. Gene Ontology annotation, biological process: proteolysis. The record is from RefSeq and is a predicted model, not a curated record. The transcript has a single exon.
AUGAAGCCCAUCAACGCUAUCGCUAUCCCCUCCGCCGUAAUGGCCGCCAUUGCUUCACCAAUCGGCGCCUAUCAAGGUCACGUUGAGCGCGAGCUGAUUCUAAGCGGAGAAAUUGUCCCGAGCGGAACCAAGACAUACGUUGCUAACAUUCGUCUCCACCAGGAUUCCGACAGCGCCUGCGGUGGCUCCCUCAUCUCGCCUACCCACGUUCUCACCGCGUCACACUGCACCGUGAAUGCCCCACGCUGGGUGACGAUUGGUGAGCACUACCGCAAUGGCACUGAAGUCGGAGAACUGAUCAAAAUCGUGUCGAUGAUGAACCACCCGAACUACUCGGAAAGUAUCCCAAACUCUGACGACUUUAUGGUUUUGGAACUGGAAAGACCCAGUAAGUUCAAACCAGUGAAACUUGCUGCCGCUGAUGAUUCCGACUUCAAACCGGGCACAAUGGCGACCACGAUGGGGUGGGGAACAAACGCCGAUACGAACGGCAACUUCUCGUAUGAGUUGCAGCGAGUUGAUGUCCCCUUGGUGAGCGAUGAAGCAUGCGCAGCAUAUGCCACAGUCGACUCGACUAUGGUGUGCGCUGGAGGCGUUGCGAAUCAUGAUUCGUGCGAGGGUGACUCCGGUGGUCCGCUCAUCGUUGAGUCUGUCGAUGGUGAGGAUGUGCUGGUCGGUGUGGUAAGCUGGGCAAAGGACGAAUCGUGUGGGCGUGAAGGUUUCUACGGUAUCUACUCUCGAGUGUCAAGUGCCCGGAAUUGGAUCGACUCGAUCACAAGUGGCUCGUGUCUCCCCUAG